CGAUAAAAACCUACGGAACGACUUGUUCUAUUUUGUUGGUACGUCUUCUUCUGUGACGCACCCUGGAACUUGGUGACGUCGUAGGACAACAAAGAUGGCAGGAAUAGGAGGCAGCAACUACUGGGAAGAUCUGCGAAAGCAGGCCAGACAGUUGGAGAAUGAACUCGACCUGAAGUUGGUCUCCUUCAGUAAAUUGUGCACCAGCUACAGCAGCUCCAGGGAUGGACGUCGAGGAGACACGUCAGACACCACCCCGUUGCUAAACAACUCUACCCAAGACAGGAUGUUUGACACCAUGUCAGUGGAGAUUGAACAACUGCUGGCCAAACUGACUGCAGUGAAUGACAAAAUGGCGGAGUACACCAACACCCCGGGUACAGCUUCUCUUAAUGCUGCGCUAAUGCACACGCUGCAGAGACACAGAGACAUCCUACAGGAUUACACUCAUGAAUUCCACAAAACCAAAGGCAACUUCUUGGCCAUCCGUGAAAGGGAAGACUUGCUCGGGUCAGUCAGGAAAGACAUUGAGACAUACAAGAGUGGCUCCGGGGUCAACAACAGAAGAACAGAGCUGUUUCUAAAGGAGCAUGAGCAUCUGAGAAAUUCGGACCGACUGAUGGAUGACACAAUAAGUAUUGCAAUGGCAACCAAGGAGAACAUGACCUCCCAACGGGGCUUCCUGAAAUCCAUACAGAGCAGGGUCAACACGCUGGCCAACCGUUUCCCAACCAUCAACAAUCUCAUCCAGCGAAUCAACCUGCGGAAGAGAAGGGACUCUCUCAUCCUUGGCACGGUGAUCGGAGUCUGUACCAUUCUCCUUCUGCUCUAUGCUUUUCACUGAAAUCUUCAAAGGAGCAGGAUGUAUCUGCUCUUUGUAACACACGGGAACCCCAGGAGACUGAGCUCAGUGAUCGGAGGACCCUGGAGGCUCCUGAGCAGAAAGACAUUCAGUUGGUCCAGUUCUCGGAAGGGAACAGAUUUGGCCAACAUGAACUACUGAACUUGUAUUUAGCAGUGGGACAGAUGGAAGGCUGCCAACAAGUAAAUGGAGACCAAAAGGAAAAAUAAGACUAGAUUUUAAUCAAUUAAAUUGAUAAGUCACUUGGUGAAAAGUGUGAAGAGACCUAUGAGAAUGUGUGAUGCAUAGUUCUUUUUCACAGGUGGAAGGAUUUUUAGUUGGAUGGUCCUUUUUAAAUGAUAAGAGAUACUUUAUUGAUCCCCAGGGGGGAAAUUACAUUUUUGAGAAGAUGAAGUGGGAUGGAUAGUUAAUUGUGGGCUGUAAAAUGUGAAUUAAUAAAUUAUUAAUAUCAGUAUGUACAAAAAUGUGUGUGCCACUACUAGAUACUGAACAUUUAAAACAUUUUAUUUUUCAAAUAUAUGAUGUAAACUCUACCGGAAAUAGGAUUUGACCUUCUCAUUUCUGAGUAAGUUUAGCUACCAGGAUGCCUCAGCAGGGCUCGUGCGUCUCUAUUUUCUACUUCUGCAAGAGAGAGAGAGAGAGGGACGAGGUCCCUGGCUGGACUUGAUCAGUGCUUCAACUAAUCUACUAGGCCGCCAAGGUACUUUGCGCUGACUGAUUAAACAUCUAGAGCUGAAUUAAUCAAUACGACCAAUCAACGGAGCAUUAUUCGGCAACCAUUUCGACAAUUUAUUAAUUGUUAAAGUAAUUUCUCAAACAAACGGCCACUAAAAUAACAUAGUUAAGCUUUGGGACUGCUGGUUAGACAAAACAAACGCAAUUGUGACAUUUUUCACACAUUGUUUUUUUUGGUGCAAUUGAUUAAUUGAUCAACAGAAAUGUAAGUUCAUAAAAAGUGUAGGGUAAAUUCACACAUUUUGUAUCUUUUUAAUUGUUUGUGUUUCUUAUCUUAUAAGUAUUGUCACUUAUCCAAGAGGUUUCAACAGACUGAGAGUUGUUGAGGUCACAUGAAGUAAUGGCAGCCGUGACAGAAUGAUCCGAUUCAUGUGAAAUAAGCGCUUUGGAUGGAAGGAGUGAAAGAUCAAACCAGCUAGUUUGGUUGCCUUAUAGUGCACCAAGACAAGUGGAACCAGUGACGAUCGGCUGCUGAAGGAGUAAACCCUUCUGCACGUAUAGAGUGCCUGACGGAGUCCAUGAACCUCUUUUUGAUUUCACUCAACUUGAAACACAAAGGGAUGUGCGUUUUAAGGUGGGAACCAAAGCGCUCAUCCGAGAAGGGUAUGAUUGCAGUUUGGGUUUGACCCAGUAGAUUAAAGUCUCACUUUGUUGCUGGGAGUGUAGGAAAGACAGCUGUGUGAGAAACAUCAAUGUGUUUUUGUCUCACAGCUUUAGGCUCACUUAAAUGGACUAAAAAGAGGAUACAUUUGGUGUUUUGUCCUCAUUCCCUCCGUUUGAUGUCUUUCGCACAAAAAAACAACUAACAGUUAAGAAAACAGUAGCCAGACAAGAAUUUCCAUCUUCCCCUGAAUAAUCCUUGAGGAGGGACAUCCUGUGCUGAAGUCUUAAUUUGGUCCAGACAUGUGUUCACUUUGUCAGAAAGACUGCAGAGGAGCUGAUGCGUUGAGCUCCUGAAUAUUUCAGCCACUCAAACUGAACGCCACCCAAGCAGAACUAAGCACCAGAUCCUCUCUCUGAGAAGAGUCAUGCUACAGUAACUUCUAACACGCACAACGUCUGUUUAUUCACAGCAGAUGAAAUGUAAGACAGAAGUCUGGUCGUCUGUUUAGAAACCAGACGGCUAUUUUAAGCAGUUUUCUUUUUUUUAAACUGCAACAUCGGGGAUGCUUCACUUGUCUAAUGACACUAUGACCUCCAUCAGUUUUCUCUGCAGGUGUUUAUUGAUGGGUGAAAAGGCUUUUUGAGUGUAAAUUUCAAGAUAGGCGUAGUUGUAGUUUUACAUUAUUUGGCACAUUAAAGAACAGACUAUUUGUACAUGAAACCCAGAAAAGCCCUUACCUACAACGGUGGAAGAAAAGGAUGCAGGAUUUUUUUUUUCGGUUUCAGGAUGUUGGUGUUGUAGGGAUUUGAUUAGUCAACUGCUCUGCAGAGUGUGUAGGUGUGGGGAGCUGGCUUCAUAAGUUCAAAAUGUAUCAUGAAUUGUUCAUUUUCCUUUUUCCCCAGAGUGAUCCAUAAUCCACAGUUGUGACGGCCAUGAUAAAUGUGUUUGUGUGCCCUGAAGCGAUGGUGUAGAUAGAUGUAUCAGCACCUGCUGUAUAUACAGGUUUCAAAUAUAACCAAAACAACAGCUGUACAAUACAGUGCAAUCCAGUACAGCAGAGUCAAACCAAUCUCUCCGAUUUAUUCUCAAUAAAAAGAAAAUUACACUUUAAAACUACAUUUACAGUUGUAGUCUUGGAUUCUAUUGCACUGUACAGGUGUAGCUAUUGUGUCCACCCCCCUGCAUGUAUGUAAGGUAAGUGAAAGAAAUAGUGCUUCCAUGAAUUGAUAUUUCUACCGCUUUGCUGGACCAUUAUCAUUUGUCAUCAUUGAUGACAUUCUCCAUUUUGUUUUUACUAGGAGUUAUUUCUUCUUAAGCUAACUUAACUAGUGGCACAGUUGGUCCAUUGUUUUGGUUCAGACUCAAAGUUCUCAACACGUAGUGGAUGGUUGACGUUUUGUGCAAACAUUCAUGGUCUCCUGAGGAUGAAACCUACUGACUUUGGGGAUUCCCUGACUUUACCUCUAGUGCAAAUUGGGUUGUUCUUUUUGAUUGAAUAGACUUACAGUUGGCCUCGAUUGAACAUUGUAUUUUGUAAUAAUUACUGAAUGUUAGCAUGCUAAAAUUAUGAACUAGGAUGGUGAAUAUUAUACUUGCUAAACGUCAACAUGUUGGUAUGCUUAUGUUGGCAUUUAUUAUAAAGCACUGCUGUGCCUUAAUACAGCGUCACAAAGCCGCUGCAUGGCAGUAAAUUCAUCUAGUUAAGUCUUCUAAACUCACUUGUGGUUGUCAACACCUCAGAAACGGUAUCAUUGAAAAGAAAUAACUUGGACCAUGCAUGGUAACAUUUAUUCCAGACAUGCAAAAUGUACACCACAGAGAGGAAAACUGGCACAUAUAGUACACUGGAAAAGAAACAGUAUUGUAACAGACCAAAACAAAGGUUUGAACUGUUUUACUGACAGAGCAGAGCUUAUAGGCUAGACAAUUGGCUCUUAAACACCAGUUUCAGCGAUGGAAAAUGUGUGUGUUAGAAACACUAGAGCAGUAAACUAUACUCGUGUCUACAUAAAUUACACACAUGUUGCAGUAUGGGCAACAAUGUAAUGUAACAUGUAUUAGUUUGGUAGUAAACAUGGGGAAUCUUUGGAUUUUGCUGCUUUCAGAUGUCUGGUCAAAGAAUGUGACUUAUGUACACCUAUGAUUCAGAAUAGAAUUGAUAAAAGCACAUUUUACACAAAACGUGCAUUAGUGUUGAUACAUUACAGAUUGCAGUUGUUCACACUUACAUUGAUGAUGUUCAGUUUAGAACUUGGUAGAAUGUGUUAAGCUAUAUAGUCUGAUACAUUACAUCCCUCAUCAGUCAAUAUUAGCUGGUGUUUUUCUUGUUUCACUUGUAUUAGCCCUUAAAAAAACAUUUGAUCACUUUAAACGGACUUUGUCCAAUAUUCCUUAAAAAAAUUGCCCAAGA
Molecule: messenger RNA, 4608 nt
Organism: Etheostoma spectabile (orangethroat darter)
Lineage: Eukaryota; Metazoa; Chordata; Actinopteri; Perciformes; Percidae
Gene: gosr1
Product: golgi SNAP receptor complex member 1
Exons: 9
Coding region: 95-841 (248 amino acids)
Biological process (GO): inter-Golgi cisterna vesicle-mediated transport; vesicle fusion; endoplasmic reticulum to Golgi vesicle-mediated transport
Cellular component (GO): Golgi membrane; Golgi medial cisterna; cis-Golgi network
Molecular function (GO): SNAP receptor activity
Source: RefSeq, a predicted model, not a curated record